CCCAUAUCCAGCUCACCAUUCCAACUGGUGAAUUCGAUACGCGUAUAACAUUCUUUCCGUCGCAUUUCUACCUGCCAACACCAAACAAGCCUUUAUCUCUACACCUAGCGCUUUGAUCCUCGCAUAUCGGAUGACAGGCGGCUCGGAACCCCAUCCCGACCAAGCCAAUGAAGAAGCGCCGCACUCAUCGCAAGUCACGGCGCGGGUGUCAAGAAUGCAAACAGAGACACCAAAAGUGUGAUGAACUAAGGCCGCAAUGUGCCAAUUGCACCAUCACCAAUCGCGUCUGCCACUUUGAAGACGACCGAGCGAGUCCACGACAGAUCCCCUUGCCUGGCACGCCCGUGAGCCCGGAUGUUGUGUCUCACUCCAUCCGAGCACCACUGGACAGUGUGCGACGGCAUCCUAUCCUAAUCGCCAUAGAGGGAUCCCCGCAGUCGCAGUUUGAUGUGCAGGAUAAUUCUGCCUCCGAGGUGAACUUGGACCACAUGGAACUCAUGGCGCACUACACCUUUGCGCUGUCCAACCCCGAGGUCGACCAAGACUUUGACAGAGCAGCAACCAAGAUGGUGUUGCAGACGGCGCUGGAUUUUCCUUGGCUUCUCCACGAGAUACUUGCAAUCGCUUCCCGGCAGCUCGUCUUGGUGCGGCCGCAGCGUGCCGCUUUCUAUCGAGCGCAGGCCUCACGGCUGCAGACCCGAGCCCUUUCACUCUUCAAUAACCGCAACGGCGGGAGUGGCCUUGAGCCCACCAUCGACGCGACCAACUCACUCGCAGCCACCCUCUUUUCGUCCACGCUGGGCCGCCAUGUGCUCGCGGAUACAUUGGAGACUCUUCCGCGGGGAACGGGCGACGACAGGGACGGCAUCAGUUCCGAGGCUGCUUUGGACCGCUACUGCCAAUACCUUCAGGUUCACAACGGCUUGCGCGUCGUCGCCUCGAGCGCGUGGCCUCACCUGCUCGAGUCUGAACUUUGGCCACUGAUCUCGCUGGUCGGGCAGCUGAACACGCCCCGUCUACGAGGCCAGGGAGAAGAGCUGCGUGCUCUUUCGGAUUGGGUCAAGGACCAGCAUAAUGCCAGGGUUCUGACUGGCACAGUCUCCCCAGUCGAUGAUAGCAACGACGGGGAAGACGAGGCCCUCAACGCCUGCCUCGAAGCGAUCAGCUUGUUGCAGACGGGCCUCGACCAUUCGGGGCUAUUUUCCUUCCCACCUUCGCAGCAUCCUCUGCAGCAGCAAAGCAGGCGGCUACACCAACAUCAAAUGACAUUUUCCUGGUCCGUCCGGUGUCCAGCCAAGUUCAACCAGCUGGUCCAACAGCGCCGACCGGCCGGAUUGGUCAUCUUAGCUCACUAUGCCGUGCUGCUGCAUCUAAGCAGCGACCUUUGGUUGAUUGGUCCCUCAGCAGCACGUCUCUUUCAAGUCGUCGCCGAUGUGCUGGGGCCUGCGUAUGAUGCACAACUUGCGUGGCCACGAGGAAUUUUGUCAGGUGGUGGAGGCGGUGGGGGAGAUAUUGCCGGAAUGGGUAAUUCUACCUUGGUUUCAACACCAUCAUGACCAUAGUUGUCUUCUGGGCUGCGAAUAGAUACACCAUACGGGGACAGGAGUACUAAGGUUCUGGACUAGUCUGACUACAUCAUAUCACUUUAGACCAGCAAUUCCCAAUGGAAGUCUGAAAUGAUGCCUGGAAGAUUCCCUUGUGAGAUAUGGGCAGGAUUAUCAUGGCUUUUUUGAACUCAUCUCCUAUUCACA
Messenger RNA from Pyricularia grisea, 1751 nucleotides. RefSeq lists its product as uncharacterized. Gene Ontology annotation, biological process: regulation of transcription by RNA polymerase II. The record is from RefSeq and is a predicted model, not a curated record. Bases 168 to 1556 code for a protein of 462 amino acids. NCBI's taxonomy places the organism in Eukaryota, Fungi, Ascomycota, Sordariomycetes, Magnaporthales, Pyriculariaceae. The transcript has 2 exons. Gene Ontology annotation, molecular function: DNA-binding transcription activator activity, RNA polymerase II-specific; zinc ion binding.